CAGAGACAAGGGACCACUGUCUCAAACACUCUCACAACACUAGCUGAUUAGCCUAGAUAAAUCUAAGCUUUUUUGCAUAGCAAGCUCUAAAAUGGCAUACUCCAAAACCCUACUUGUUUUGUUCACUAUGUUGUUCCUAGCUCCAUCCAUCCUAGCCACCGACCCUGACCCUCUUCAGGACUUUUGUGUUGCUGACCUCGACGGCAAAGCGAUCUCGGUGAACGGGCACCCAUGCAAGCCCAUGUCCAAGGCCGGCGACGACUUCCUCUUCUCCUCCAAGCUAGCAAUGGCUGGCAACACGUCCACCCCGAACGGCUCGGCUGUGACAGAGCUGGACGUGGCAGAGUGGCCUGGUACCAACACGCUGGGUGUGUCCAUGAACCGUGUCGACUUUGCUCCAGGAGGCACCAACCCACCACACAUCCACCCGCGUGCCACCGAGAUCGGAAUUGUCAUGAAAGGUGAGCUCCUCGUUGGCAUCAUCGGUAGCCUCGACUCUGGAAACAAGCUCUAUUCCAAGGUGCUGCGUGCUGGAGAGACGUUCCUCAUCCCGCGUGGGCUCAUGCACUUCCAAUUCAACGUUGGCAAGACAGAAGCAUCCAUGGUCGUGUCUUUCAACAGCCAGAACCCCGGCAUCGUUUUCGUGCCGCUCACAGUGUUCGGUUCAAACCCACCAAUCCCGACAGCCGUUCUCACAAAGGCGCUCCGUGUGGAUGCCGGGGUCGUGGAACUUCUCAAGUCCAAGUUCACCGGUGGGUUUUAACAUCUAUUAUAAGACCUUGAAGAUCAAUAUAUAAUUAUUAUAUAUUGGAAGUUGUAUGGAAGUUUAAUAAUUUAUUUUCAACAGAAGUCGUACAUUAUGUUUCUGGCCGAGGUAGUAUGUAACUGUAAGAUGUAAUACCAUUGCGGUUCAGACCUCAGGAGUCGGGACCAAUGCGAUGAGUGUACUCGUGUUGUAAUAAAUGUAAUUUUCAUAUUUAGUUAUCAUUUUACCCUUCUGCUUGCUUGGGCAUAGUCUUC
This is a messenger RNA of Lolium perenne, 1020 nucleotides long. RefSeq names its product oxalate oxidase 2. Gene Ontology annotation, molecular function: manganese ion binding. Lineage: Eukaryota; Viridiplantae; Streptophyta; Magnoliopsida; Poales; Poaceae. The record is from RefSeq and is a predicted model, not a curated record.